Messenger RNA from Scophthalmus maximus (turbot), 3020 nucleotides. It is a transcript of the gene rint1, whose product is annotated as RAD50 interactor 1. Gene Ontology annotation, biological process: endoplasmic reticulum to Golgi vesicle-mediated transport; regulation of ER to Golgi vesicle-mediated transport; retrograde vesicle-mediated transport, Golgi to endoplasmic reticulum. NCBI's taxonomy places the organism in Eukaryota, Metazoa, Chordata, Actinopteri, Pleuronectiformes, Scophthalmidae. Gene Ontology annotation, cellular component: Dsl1/NZR complex. The transcript is spliced from 15 exons. Bases 39 to 2411 code for a protein of 790 amino acids. The record is from RefSeq and is a predicted model, not a curated record.
CUUUGUUGACAACGUCACCGCGGAGAGAGAGAAGAAAGAUGGCGGCGCCCGCGGCGGUGCAGCGAACGGCGAGCCCACCGACGGAGCACUGUUCGAGCGCGGCGUGCCCAGCCGGCCGAGGCAGCGAGUCGCGGCCGGAGGACUUCGUGCUGGAGUUCCUGGAGAGGGAGCUGGGCGGCGACCUCCAGUGCCGGAAGACUGUCGGCGACCUGCUGACGACACUCCGAGAGGAGAACCGCGUCCUGGAGGAGCAGGUAGUGACCGUAUCCAGCGCUGUGCCUCCCAAAGUCUCGGCAGCUCUGUCGGCGGCCGAGGAGGCGAGAUGUUCCCUGGAGGAGCUGCAGCGGAGAGAGAGACUCGUCUCCAACAUGCUGCACCAGCACCUGCAGGGGGCCCAGCCUUGGAUGGAUAAUCUAGGCCAGAUCCUUAAUCAAGUCGACACCAUCGAGAGACACAUGAAAUACCUGCGCUGCCUUCAACAUAUAGAGGAACUCAGCGCUGCAGUUCAGCAGUGCCUGAUGACCAGUAGCGUCUGGGAGGCCAUAAGGGCCGUGGACAGCAUGGCCGUGCUGGAUGCUGGACUCAACCAGUCGGGAUGUUCCCACCUCCAGGACUUCCUGCGAGAAACACUCCAUUUCUGGCACAAGAUUAUCAAAGACCGACUGGCCAGUGAUUUUGAGAAAGUGUUGACUCAGCUACACUGGCCGAUCAUCUCCCCCCCCACGCAGUCGCUGACGCCCACGGCCAAUUGUCAGGAGAUCGGCAGCCAGCUGGAGCUGCUGGUCACACAGCUGCUCGCCCUGCAGACCUCCGAUGACAUCAUAUCUCAGAGGGCGUUGGCCUCUGGCCGGGCCGUACCCUCUGCCCAGCCUGUGUCUUCAGCCUCGCCUCCGUCCCAAGCCCCUCCCCUCUGCCUGCCCAUCCAGAUCAUGCUGCUGCCGCUCAGCAGGCGAUUCAGAUACCACUUCUACGGCAAUCGACAGACCAACUCCCCCGGCAAGCCGGAGUGGUACCUCACACAGGUUCUGAUGUGGAUGGGGAACAGCUCCACCUUCAUGGAGGAGAAGAUCCAGCCUAUCCUGGACCGAGCUGGGGCCGCCAUCAGUGCCAGGGUGGAGCUGUGUCGGGGCCUCUUGUCUCUGGUGCAGGAGAAGGUGGCCAGCGAUGCCUCCAGGCUGCUGUACGACGACGUGCUCCUCUCUCACCUGGUGGAGGAGGUGCUGCAGUUCGAGAAGGAGCUGCGGAGCAACCAGUCGUACCCGGCGGUGUUGCCCGGUCUGCUCCACCUCCUGCUCGAGGACGCCGUCCUCCAGAAGUGGCUCACUGUGGAGAGGAAGAUGGCGGUGGAGAAGAUGGACGCCAUGCUGUCAGCUGAGGGAGCGUGGAGCUCUCAGUACAAAGAUAUCAGUGACAUGGACGAGCUGAAGGCGCCGGAUUGUGCCGAGACGUUCAUGACUCUGCUGCAGGUCAUCACUGAGCGGUAUCGGGCUCUGCCCUGUCCUGCUGCGCAGCUGAAGUUCCUGGGGCUACAGAGGGAACUGGCGGAUGAUUUCCGCAUUCGACUCACCCAGGUGAUGAAGGAGGAGUCUCGCUGCCCGCUCGGCGCCCGUUACUGCGCCAUCCUCAACGCCGUCAACUACAUUUCCACCAUCCUGGGAGACUGGGGAGACAAUGUGUUCUUCCUACAGCUGCAGCAGGCGGCGGUUUCCCUCGGAGACGAAGCGUUCUUGGGAGACCUCGGGGUGAUGGAGGUGGGACGCCUGGCCUCUCUGGAGGGCUCCCUGUUCGAAGGCCUGCUGGCGCUGCUGGACCGACUGAAAGGAGACAUGAUGGGGAGAAUGCUGGAAUGGACCAUGAGGGAAAUCACAGAGAAAGCCAAACCAUAUUGCCAAGACAGGUGGUUGUCCCUACCAUCCCAGCAUGACCAGUCCACCAUGUCCCUGUCCAGUUCGGCAUGUCCCAUGAUGCUGUGCGUGAGGGACAGACUGUUGCACCUCCAUCAGGUGCUGAGUCUGUCUCUGUUCCAACUAGCCUGGCAGGGCCUGGCGGACAGACUCGACAACCUUCUCUACCAGGAUGUGAUCCUGUCUAAUCACUUCAGCGAGGGCGGAGCGGCACAGCUUCAGUUCGACAUGACCAGGAACCUGUUUCCUCUGUUCGGUCACUACUGCAAAAGACCAGAGAACUUCUUUAAGCAUGUGAAGGAGGCGUGUAUCAUCCUGUGUCUGAACGUAGGCUCCGCGAUCCUGCUGAGGAACCUUCUCAAGGAGUCCGAGGAGGAGACGAGACACUGGGCCAGUGCAGAGGACCCUCCGCCCGAGUCUGCGCUCAACGAGUUGGGGGUUUACUGCCUGGCGCCGUGCGACGUGCUGAUUCUCCUCAACCUCAGAGCCUCCUGGCCCGGACAGUGACAUUUCCCCCCCUGCUCCUCCAAUGUUUGUUAGUGUGGAUUUAAAAGAAAACGUCUCAAUACAUUUGAACCAUCUUUGGAAACAAGACAGGACAAGACAAUGUCUGUCAGUUAAAGGGGCAGUGUGUGAUUCUGCAGAAAGCUUGUUUCUCUCUUUGUUGUUGUUGUGAACUUACUGCUCUGACCGGGCCGUGGACCCGGGUCCUCCGGUAUGAGAGUCAGACACACUAACCACUAGGCCAAAACCGCGGAGUUGCAGCGUCACCCGCCAGCACAUCCCUUGAGGUGUCACAGAGUCGUGUGGAGCGGCCCGCACCAUUUUUUUGUUUUAGAUUUACAGAGCCUGGGCUGAACCGAAACGCCAGAUUUAUUUUGGCGCGCACAGAACUGAGGAAAUAUUUGCUGAUUUUUACAAAACGUGUAUUGCUUUAGAAUCGCUUACUGCCGCUUUAAUGUCAGUCAGGGCUGUUCAGUUAUUGUCAUUAUUGUGUUGCACUUGUACUCGCCGGUCACCUCAGUUGAAGUGUUCAGUACCAUAUCAGAGUAUGGAUAACAACUGUUCUUUGUCUGGUAAAUCAUGUAAUAAACCCAGCAACAGUCUCAUCUUCAA